This is a messenger RNA of Alligator mississippiensis (American alligator), 3204 nucleotides long. It is a transcript of the gene HOMER3, whose product is annotated as homer scaffold protein 3. The record is from RefSeq and is a predicted model, not a curated record. The transcript has 11 exons. Gene Ontology annotation, molecular function: G protein-coupled glutamate receptor binding. NCBI's taxonomy places the organism in Eukaryota, Metazoa, Chordata, Crocodylia, Alligatoridae. Gene Ontology annotation, biological process: G protein-coupled glutamate receptor signaling pathway; regulation of store-operated calcium entry. Gene Ontology annotation, cellular component: plasma membrane; postsynaptic density; cytoplasm. Bases 443 to 1513 code for a protein of 356 amino acids.
AUUGGAAAUAAAGUGAGGAGAAAGAAAAGAGAAAUGUGACCGAGAUGGGGCAGUUGGCAGAGGAAGGAAGCGGAUAAAAAGAGAGAACAAAGAAAUCGCAAUCAAGAGGGAUCAACUGGAGAGGUCAUUUUGAACAAGCAACAAAACUAGCGGAUUUCAAAGUGAAAUUCCGGAGGAAAUUUAAAGAGCAUCCGGAUCCGGAGAAAGAGAGAAAGAAAGAGGAAGGGAAAAAUAAAUCAAACGUGGAGAGGAGCUAAGGCGGCCGAAGAGAAGCCCAAGAAGAAAGAAGCUGACACCCAGGCGGAGAUGGGGAAAUGAAUCCCUGUGGAAGACAAACCGAAAGGGAGCCUCAGCCCCGCUAGGAGCCCUGAGAAGGAAGCUGCUGGAGGCGAGACGCAUGCUACCUUCGCUGCCUAACAGUCUGUCUAACCAUUGCUGACCAAUGUCAACAGCUAGGGAGCAGCCCAUCUUCAGCACCAGGGCCCACGUGUUCCAGAUCGACCCGACCACCAAACGGAACUGGAUCCCGGCCAGCAAGCACGCCCUGACCGUCUCCUACUUCUACGAUGCCACACGCAACGUCUACCGCAUCAUCAGCGUGGGCGGCACCAAGGCCAUCAUCAACAGCACCAUCACCCCCAACAUGACCUUCACAAAGACCUCCCAGAAGUUCGGACAAUGGGCAGACAGCCGGGCCAACACAGUGUAUGGGCUGGGCUUCGCUUCAGAGCAGCAUCUCUCCCAGUUCGCAGAGAAGUUCCAGGAGGUGAAGGAAGCUGCCCGCUUGGCGAGGGAGAAAUCGCAGGAUAAGACAGAGCUGACCAAUCCCGCCCUGAACAUCACUUCUCACCAGGUGUUGCCCAGCCCCAUCAUCAGCUCCAAUGGGCCAGGAGAGGAGAAGCUGUUUCGGAGCCAGAGUGCCGACGUCGAGAUGACGACAGAGAAGGAGCGGCUGAAGAAGAUGCUCUCCGAGGGCUCGGUGAGCGAGGUCCAGUGGGAGGCCGAGUUCUUUACCCUCCAGGACAACAACAACAAGCUGGUGGCUGCUCUGCACGAGGCCAACGCCAGUGUGGACCAGUGGAAGAACCAGCUGGCCGCGUACCAGGAGGAGACGGAGACACUGCGGCAGCGGGUGGCUGAGCUGGAGUUGCAGGGAGCUCAGGAUUCCUCCAACGAGAGCAACAAGGAGGACCUGAGCCAGACGCUGGAGGAGCUGGAGCUGCUGAUCAAGUCAAAGGACGAGGAAAUUCAGAUGCUGAAGAGCCAGAAGUGCAGCCGGUGGGAGGCCGAGGGGGAGCGCGAGGAGAUGCUGCAGAAGCUGCAGGAGCUGGAGGCCCGGAACGCAGAGCUGGAGCGACGCCUGCACCUGGCUGAGCAGACGCUGGCCGAGACCCUGGCCGAGAGGGAGAAGAUGCAGAGCGAGGUCACCAAGGCAGCCGAGCUCAUGGACGUCAAGAUAUUCGAGCUCAGCGAGAUCCGGCAGGGACUGGCCAAGCUCCUGGAGAGCAACUGAGGAGCCAGAAGGCCCGUGGGGAAGGCGGGGUCCCCGCCAGGGCCAUCAGACUACCGUCAGGGGCACAGGGCUGGAGCCAGGCAGGGCCCAUCCACACGCCACCGCUGCCCGGAGCCAAAACUGGCUUGAGCCACUUGCGCACAGAGCACUGCGGCCGGCGCGUCCCCGCAAGACCAGCCCUAAGGGACAUCCAGGCUCCUCUGGCUCCCGGCACAGCCUGGCCCUCCCUGCGUGGCUCAGUGACUCGGCUGCCUCGGCCCCCCUGGCUCCCGCACUGCACUGCCCACAUUUUUACAGCCCCUUUUCUAGCCAUGGAGCCGCCUUUGCGGCUCUCAGUAGUUUUUGUAGGAAAACACUUGCCUCUUGUAGAACGAGCCGCUCGGCCUCCGCUGCCCAGGGAGGAGAUGGCUCGUCUCACCAUGGGCAGCAGCGGGUCCUCCCUUUCCCCACCCUGCCACGCGUUUCAACAGGAUCUGAUCACUUUGGUUCACUAUCUGUGUGCACCGGGGCCUGGGAGCAUGGUGGGUCAUGGCCUGGCCCCAUCCCUGCUCCGCUGCUCAGGCUCAUCCUCCAGAGGGGUGAGGAGCUGCAGGCUUCACCUCUGUAGCUGAAUUUUAAGGCCACGGGGUUUUAUUCUUACUUUUUAAAGCUGCUUUUUGAAGAUGAGAGCAGUGGCCCUACUGCGGGGAGGGUUGGGGGGGGGAGCUUUUGAGACAUGGGAUAUCCCCUGGGGAUGCCCAGCAAAUUGCCAGGCUGGCAUCUCGCCAGGCCUGUGAGGGUUGUGAUUAUUUGAAUUAAAUGGAGCAAAUCAUAGUUGCUCUCGUGUGUGGGCAAGAGCAGCCCCGUGUCCAUCAAUGCUGCAGCCUGGGGAGGACACCGGUCGUCUCCCCACCGGGCAGAUGCAGCUGGGCCGUGGGACGCUGAGGAAGCGCGAGUGCUCGGGGAUGUUGUCCAGGCACCGGGCUCUGACGGGGCUCGAAGGAGCCUGGGGAGCCUCAUGCCUCCUCCCACGGCUGGAAGACCCUGUAGUCUCCUAGUAGCAUGCUUAGUCUUGUGCUGCCGCCCAAGCCGUGUCGAUGUAGGGGGCUGGCAGCCUCCCGGGAGGGGGUGGGGGGUCACUGGGUUUGUUUAUUACUUUUCUCUUUGCUGCGUAGAUCGAGUGUAGACAGAAGUGGUAGCGACUAAGGUUCCUGGGAGCCUGCAGAAGGGGUGAAGAGUCUUCCUAGAGCGCUAGCAAGCAGUAGAGGCCAAAUCGCCUGCGCUCACAGCAGCGUGACUCUGCAGGCCUGGCCCUCCUCCCAUUUGCGCCAAGAGAGGGGACGUCAGCACCAAGCUGACAGGCAGGAAGGAUCAGGCCCAAGGAACAAGUCCGAGCACGACGGAGCUGCCCUGGGCUCUGGGAGAGCCUCUGCCUCGGCCAGCGCCCACGUGAGUGAGGGGAGUUUGGCCCAUUACCCUCCAGGAGCACAGAGCUGCGGUAGGGGCAGGAUCCACGGUGCUGGGCCUGCAUGUAGGUGGGAAACCACCGAGGUUGUGGGCAUGAGCCCGUCGUCGCAUCCAUUUGCAACAGGGCGAUUGGCAGGGGACGAGCCAGCACAGGGAUGGAGAGGCCCAGGGCACACGUACCACCCCCCCAGUGCUCCGGGAACCCCCUUCCCUCCCCUUUGGAAAUAGAGCUCAGCUCCAGGAAA